Messenger RNA from Ambispora leptoticha, 902 nucleotides. The record is from the annotation of a GenBank genome assembly. Lineage: Eukaryota; Fungi; Glomeromycota; Glomeromycetes; Archaeosporales; Ambisporaceae.
AUUAUUGACGCAGGCUAUAGCGUCAUCAUGGUAGAGGCUGGUGCAAAAGAGUCAGAUCCUCCAGGUUCACACCUCAAAAAUGCCUUUCGGUACCAGAGAGAUAUUAAUUCAUUCACUAGUAUUAUCAAGGGUCAUCUGCAAACACUUUCAAUCCCCACCAAUGUUAAUAUUUACCCCGACACAAUCGAUCAAACAGCUGAGCUCCAAAAUGGAACGAUGCAUAUGAAUCAAAAUCCAGAGCAGGAAAUAAAAAAAAAUCUUUCCGCAGCAGCAGCCACUUAUUGUGUCGGUGGCAUGGGCACCCACUGGACUUGCUCAGUCCCGAGACUCCGCGGCAAGGAACGGUUUUCUCAUCUCAUUCCAGAUAAAGAAAUGGAUCAAUUAUAUGAAGAAGCCGAGAAAUUUGUACACCAGACGCCCGACCCUUAUAAUGGUACUAUGCUUCAAUCAACUGUGCAGGAAGCACUCAUAGAACAUUACAAGUUAAGUUCUCUCCCAGCUGAUCCUAAGGCAUUGCCUCUUGCCGUCCGGUACGAAGAGCCAUAUAAUUUUUGGACCGGGCCAUAUGAUAUACUUCUUGAAAAAAAUUACAAUAAUAAAGACCUAUUCAAACUGAUGGACCAACACCUUGCAACACUACUUCACCCAAGUGAUGACAAUUCAGCUAUCAUUGAUGGGCUUUUAGUUAAAGAUCUCCAUUAUAAAAAACAGUUUAUUAACAUAAAGGCCAAAAUUUACAUUAUUUGUGGUGGAGCAGUGCUGACCCCACAACUACUUUACAAUUCGAUGCAUCGUCAGCAGGAAACAUGGGAUAUCGAAAUGCCUGCAUUAGGAAAGUAUCUCUGCGAACAGACUCUUGCCUUUUGCCAGAUUGCGUUAAAAAAAAAUAUCGUGGAUAAAAU